CAGCUUUCCCUUGACUUGGGAAAUCCAGCCUUAUCAUGAACACGACUGGCAACAUUCAGACAUUCCUCAGCAGAGCUGAACUUUUAGGGCUCAAUAGAUACCUGGAGCCUCAGAAACCAACAUUCUGAACAUGUACUGCCAGAACUGGCUUGAUACCCUUAAUUGAGAAUUAUUAACAAUUCUACAAGACGCCCCAACCCUCACAAUGACCAAAUUCAAAAGGAAAUGACCUUCCUGGCACUGUUACAAGCACACACAACAUUCAUUUGUCUUCUAGCUUUCAAGCACUGCACCCCAGACCGGCUCCGUCAGGGAAGAAAUUCGGCUGCCGCGGUGAGCGUGACCGGUGAGCCCAAACUACCCCGGGGAUGACAUGUGCUAGAAGGCAGCAAGCGUGCAAAGCAGACCUGUAAGUUAGCUACUGGAGAAUGAAAACAGGAACUUCCACUGAAGUCUAAUUUGUUAACAAUCCCACUGCCCCUUCCCUCCAGUUCCACAGUGGUUAAAAAAAUACCACCAUUCUACGUCGAAUGGCAUUUACAAGUUGCAGAGGUCUACGCUUUCAGAAAUAUUUUUGAAAAACAACCAUGCUGUCUCUUGGGUCGGGAAGUCUAAGUGGCUACUUUUGGGGGGAUGUUAAGGAACCUCAGGAUUCAGACAAGUAAACAUUUUGUGUAAAGUGCUGAAAUAGGAUUUAAAACGUUUCAUGGCUGUAGAGAAACUUAUGGACAAUUCUUGCCAUUUACCUUUCUUUUUGUGCUUCCAAAUUAAAGACAAUCUACAAAAUUCGGAGAGAAAAUGAAAGUGUUGCCUUCCCUGUCUUACUCUACAGAAAAGACCCAAAUCUAAGGGACAUGCUCAAUCUGCACGGGUGGGUACAUGGUUCUAGAGCCCCAUGACUAAUAAUAAUGGUGGCUGGGUUUCUUUUUGGGGGGUCAGUUCUGCUUUGAAAGCGCCACCCCAAGUGAGUGAGUAAAUUCUUCAGGGCACGGCAGUCUUCCCCACUCCCCCAUACUCAUUCUCAGUAUUCAUCUCAAAUCUGUAUACACUUCAGCAGAGGUAUGAAGGGAUUCCAGUAUCAUGAAUAACUAGUUUUCUUGGGCAAACUGCUACCUUUUUGCUAAUCUGAAAAAAUCAGAAAUCAGUAGCUCAGGAAACCUAUUAAUUUAAAUGAGGAUUUCUUGACUUUUUUUGCAUCAUGGACCUCUUUCUUGGGAUGCUUUUUAAGUGUCUGUGAUAAAAUCCAUAGAAUUACAAAGAAAAUCCAAGAUUAGUGAAAACUUGAUAAAGACACCAUUUCCCCCACCUAAGUUCAUGAGCCCCUUGAAGUCUCUCCAUGGAACCCUGGAGUACAAGUUAAGAUCUAAAUCAACUAGGCCAGUGGUAGGAUGCUGGUCACAAAUAAUCGAGCCCCAGCAGCCGUGUGAAAUGAUGUUAGGUAAGUCAUGUCCCCCCCGGUGGGCCUCCACAGUAAAAUGAAGGGGCUGGACUAGAAGAACUCUCCCAGCUCUCGAAGUUCUCAAUGCAGACCAGAGCUCUGGGAGAAGGGAGGGGCUGGGGCUGCUGUUCUGGUCUCUGUAAAUUAAAUGAUGUCAUCUGCAUAUUUUGUAUUGAGGGGGAACCCUUUGGCAUUCCAGUGCCCCGACCACUCUGAUGCUACAAGAAGCGAGCUGACUGCCUCCAUGUCCACAGUGCUGGUUCCUCUCCUAAAGCCUUGUGAAAUCUGCGGCUCUUAGAGCAGCAACCAGCCCAAAGGACCUUCCUUACCAAGCAGGGAUGGCCAAGAGCUGGUGAAAGAGAUUUUUUUUUUAAAAGAAGGGGGUCCACCUUGGCUUGGAUUGUCUGGCAUGGGUACAAUGUCUUAAAAAAAAAAACAGAUGACUAGCUGAGCUACUGACCAUGUUGACCACUCUCCAGAAGCAGACUGGACCACAGGAAAACAGCGAAUGGCUAUUUCUUACAGACUUUGUGAGCAAGGCACAAUCCCAGGAUACCUUCUGCAGGGCUCUAAAAUGUCUGAUCGCUUACUCGCCUCCAAUGGGUCGGGCCUGCCCACCGAAGCGACACCAGGGGAAAAGAAGCUGCGCUGGGCAGCUCUCCUGAUAUUCCUGGUGAUAAUCCCAACAAUCGGGGGAAAUAUUCUUGUCAUCCUCGCCGUGUCCUUGGAGAAAAAGCUGCAGUAUGCUACCAAUUACUUUCUGAUGUCACUGGCAGUGGCUGAUCUGCUGGUCGGGCUGUUUGUGAUGCCGAUUGCCCUCCUUACGAUCAUGUUUGAGCCCGUGUGGCCCCUUCCGCUUGUCCUCUGCCCUGCCUGGUUGUUUCUGGACGUGCUUUUCUCGACGGCUUCCAUCAUGCAUCUCUGCGCUAUCUCCGUGGACCGUUACAUCGCUAUCAAAAAGCCCAUCCAGGCCAGUCAGUACAACUCGCGAGCAACAGCCCUCAUCAAGAUAACAGUGGUGUGGCUCAUUUCUAUAGGUAUCGCCAUCCCGAUCCCAAUUAAAGGCAUAGAAGCUGGCGUGGGGGACCCCAACAACAUCACGUGUGUGAUCACAAAGGACCGCUUCAGCAGCUUCAUGCUCUUCGGCUCGCUGGCCUCCUUCUUCACGCCCCUCGCCAUCAUGAUCGUCACGUAUUUUCUCACUAUCCAGGCACUUCGGAAGAAGGCGUACUUGAUCAAAAACAAGCCCCUGCAGCGUUUCACCUGGUCCACUGUGUCCACCGUUUUCCAAAGGGAUGAAACACCCAGCUCAUCUCCUGAAAAGGUGGCCAUGCUAGAUUUUUCUCCCAAGAAUAAAAUGGUGCCAAACUCGAGCGACGAGAUGCUUAUUCGGCGGAUGUCCAGCAUUGGGAAAAAGUCUGUUCAAACGAUUACCAAUGAGCAGAGGGCUUCCAAGGUGCUGGGGAUUGUGUUUUUCCUCUUUCUCUUUAUGUGGUGUCCUUUCUUUAUCACCAAUGUGACAUUAGCAUCCUGUGAUUCCUGUAGCCAGACCACGCUCCAAAAGCUUAUGGAGAUAUUUGUCUGGAUCGGUUACGUUUCCUCGGGGGUGAACCCUCUGGUUUACACGCUUUUUAAUAAGACCUUUCGGGAAGCGUUUGGGCGAUACAUCACAUGCAACUAUCGGGCCAGCAAGGCAGUGAAGCCCCUUCGGAAAUGCUCAAGCAAGGCAUCCUUCAGGAAUUCUGUGGCAGAGAACUCCAAAUUCUUUGUGAGACAAGGAGUGAGGAAUGGGAUUAACCCUGUCAUGUACCAGAGCCCAAUGAGACUCUGUAGUUCUCCCAUACAAUCCCAAUCCACCAUUUUACUAGACACACUACUACUCACUGAAAACGAAGCGGAUAAAACCGAUGAGCAAGUCAGCUAUGUGUAGCAGAGUUCACGUGCCCUUCAAACAAAUCCUGUGAUAAGCAGAACCAAGCACAGGUAGAGGGACUAUUUGGGGCCACUGCUGAUCAGAAGAAUGGCAGAAUACAUGUUACUGCAUCUUCUUACAGACCAAGAGUCGGUAUUAUCAGUAUUGUUUAGUUUUCUUUAAUUUGACCAAGAGAUUCCAUGAAAAUAGAUAUAUUGCACGAAAAUAAAGAACAUCUAGCACUCUUUCUGUAAUUAAGAUGCCAAAAGAUUCAAAUAAAGUUUAAUCAACUAUUUAAU
This is a messenger RNA of Monodelphis domestica (gray short-tailed opossum), 3649 nucleotides long. RefSeq names its product 5-hydroxytryptamine receptor 2B (gene HTR2B). Gene Ontology annotation, molecular function: neurotransmitter receptor activity; G protein-coupled serotonin receptor activity. Lineage: Eukaryota; Metazoa; Chordata; Mammalia; Didelphimorphia; Didelphidae. The record is from RefSeq and is a predicted model, not a curated record. Gene Ontology annotation, biological process: smooth muscle contraction; heart development; release of sequestered calcium ion into cytosol. Gene Ontology annotation, cellular component: dendrite; plasma membrane.